This is a messenger RNA of Vicia villosa (hairy vetch), 1090 nucleotides long. RefSeq names its product transcription factor ALC-like. Bases 53 to 838 code for a protein of 261 amino acids. Gene Ontology annotation, cellular component: nucleus. The transcript has 6 exons. The record is from RefSeq and is a predicted model, not a curated record. NCBI's taxonomy places the organism in Eukaryota, Viridiplantae, Streptophyta, Magnoliopsida, Fabales, Fabaceae. Gene Ontology annotation, molecular function: protein dimerization activity.
CUCUCUCUCUCUCUCUCUCUCUCUCUCUCUUCAAACUUGUUCAAUAAAAAUAAUGGCUAAUUCUUCUGAUGAUUUGCACCAAACUCUCCCAUCACCUUUGGUUCCUCCUGAUUCCCAAGAUUUCUCCAAUUUAUUCAACCAACUCAUGGAUCCUUCUUCUUCUUCUCCCUCUUUCAAUUUCUCUCAUCCUUUUCCCAACUCUUCCACAACCAUCCCUUACCCUCCUAAUCAUUUCACUUCUUCAUCAUCACCUCAGAAUGAUGAAGCUUCAGAGUUGCCAUCAUCAAAAGCUACCCUACCAUCACGUUCUUCUUCAAAGAGAAGCAGAGCUGCAGAGUUUCAUAAUUUGUCUGAAAAGAGAAGGAGGAGUAAGAUUAAUGAGAAAUUGAAAGCUUUGCAGAAUUUAAUUCCAAAUUCUAACAAGACAGACAAAGCUUCAAUGCUUGAUGAGGCUAUAGAAUAUUUAAAGCAGCUUCAACUUCAAGUGCAAAUGUUAAUGAUAAGAAACGGUUAUAGUUUGCAUCCAGUGUCUUUACCAGGAGGAUCGCGACCAACGACGUUUCCACAAACUGAUUUGUUGAAUCUUGAUGAUAGUAAUAUUGGAUUUCACAAUUCUAUCAAUGCAAUCGCCUCUUCUGCAAACGAUGAAUGUUUUGCGCGGCCUAGUUUUAGUUUUCCAGAACAACGCGACAUAUCAAAUCAAACUGUCGCGGCAAAUAUUACUAAUUUCGAUGCCUCAUCAAGUUUUCAACCCUCGAUUAAGGGUGUUUUCUGCAACAACAUGCCACAGCUGAUUUUGGAUUCAACAAGGACUGGAAAAACUCCUGAUAUGUCUUAAACAGAUGAUCAAUUCACCGAAAGAUAGAGAAUUUUUUCGACUAUAUAUUAUUUCGCAAAAGGGCGGUAGCUUUUGUUCAAACUUCAUGAUCUACUCUUGAACUCGAAUUUGAUACUACCUUAUUAUACAAUUGGUAACGGUUCGAUGGAAUCGAAGUGCCGUAGCAACUGCACUAAAAUGAAAUGUAACAAUCUUUCUAAACUUUUAUAAUUUCAUCAAUUACAAAGUUAAGAUAAUGAACAUUCUGCAUCA